Molecule: messenger RNA, 357 nt
Organism: Monoraphidium neglectum
Lineage: Eukaryota; Viridiplantae; Chlorophyta; Chlorophyceae; Sphaeropleales; Selenastraceae
Exons: 4
Coding region: 1-357 (118 amino acids)
Source: RefSeq, a predicted model, not a curated record
AUGGAGCGCGUGCUGGGCCCGUACCUGCGUGGAGGCGGCGCGCGCUCCUUCAACUUCCAGGCCCUCUCGCAGGACCUCCUCGCGGCCACCCUGGAGAUCCCCUUCUCGGUGCCGCCCUACAUGAGCCUGCUCGCCAGGGCUGUCGCCACUUUGGAGGGCAUUGCGCUGCUGGGUGACCCCCAGUACCAGAUGGUGGCCCAGGCCUACCCCUUCGUUGCGCGCAAGGUGCUGCGCAACGACAGCAGCGGCGCGGGGCAGCUGCUGCGCGACAUGCUCUACGACUCACAGGGCCAGCUGCGCCCUGCGCGGCUGUCGGCGCUGCUGCAGGUGAAACGCGCUCGCACACGCGCGCGCUGA